AUGAGCACUACCAACAGCGAGAGGGGAGGAGUUGGAGGCCAUUUCUUAUCGGACGAUGAGGACGAGGAUCUCUUGCUUGAAGAAAUUGACGGAGAGAAUCUUAACCAUCCUCAUGGUAAUCAUUCAUUUGAGGAUCAGAAUCAUCAUCAUGUCAAUAAUGGAGUAGCAUCCUCAUUAUCCAUGAGCAACAACAAUCAUCAUCGGAAUCAUUCAUUCAAUUCAUCAUCCCUCACUGAUUUAAAAUCGGUUUCAUCGGCAAAACGCAACGCACACAACAAAACCACAAACUCCUCUGUAAAUCUUUCAUCGUCACUCAACGCUUCUCGAAACGUCGUGCCCUCCAUUCACUCACUCCCACAUCGUUUUUCUGUGGAAAGUCCAAGCAUUUCAUUUGCAAAAGGAGAAAGAACCUAUUCAUAUCUAGACAGAAAUAGAAUAUCCACACCAGGACCCAUCUAUGAAGUCACCAACAAUAAUAGCUUUGUUACCAAGAACCCUACAGCAAGUAGCCAUUCAUUUCCGAAAGGAAAACGAUUUGUAGAAGAAGAUUUGAAGAUUGCAAAACAAGCUCAAAAUCCAAGCCCAACUGCUUACAAUGCUAAAUUCACUGCUUCCUCUAAACAAAAGAAUGAGCCAUCCUAUUCGUUUGGAACUCGAACACCUGUCGUAGAGUUUCGGUCAGACUCACCUGGUCCAAUUUAUCUCCCUCAACAAACCUCCCCAAAGUCUUCAAAAGUACCCACCACAUUUGGAGCUGGUGAACGAACCCUCAAGUUGAACGAUAACAGAGCAGCUUCUCCUUCACCGUGUGCUUAUGAUCCAACACCUUUAGAACCAAAAAAAAGUGUGACGUUCACCUCGUCUAAGAAAGACGUUGACUUUAUAUUUUUUGGAGACAAAUUAAGCAACCACAAGGAUGCUUAUCGAACACCAGGUCCCGUUUAUGAUCCAUCGUUUAGAGCAACUCUGUCUUCUUCUCCGUCAUUUACUUUUGGUCUUAAAACCCCACUUCCUUCUGAGCGGCCUUCCUUAGACAACCCAGGUUUUUUGAGGCCAGAAAAAUAUAGUACGGCGCCAUCAAUAUCUAUUUCAGGGAAAGAAAAAGAAGUAGAUCCUACAAUAAUUCAUGCUCCUCGUUUGAGGUACAUCAAUGAAGCAUUUUGUCAAGAAAACUAUGGAAGAGAGUCCCCAGGUCCUAAAUACAAUAUUUCAGGCAGCUUUCUUAUCCCCUCUAAAAGAAAACCAGUUACAGAUCAUCUGAGCGUGGUAAAGAAUGAUAAGAAAAAAGGAAAUUCAUCCGGAAAGCCCCCUUACUUAGGUUAUAGCAUCUCAAAAACAGCUGCUAUUGACACGGACAGUCCAGGUCCUAUCUACUCGCCCAAGGAUGAAUUAACAACUAAAGCAAGACGACCGUCGUCCAUUAUCAUGUCACCUCCAAAAAAGGCCAAGCUAAAGCAAAGCAAAGCACCUCCAUUAUUAUAUCCACAAAUUGAUGUUCUUUCAAGAAUACCAAAAGUGACAGCUCCCCGAUUUGUUAAAUCCAGUAUGGAUUGCCGAGAUUCUAGUCUAUUGGCUUCUUCAUCUGAAUCUCCAGGUCCAAUUUACAAGGUGGAUUGGGAUAGUCUUUCUAAGAGCGUCUCUCAAUCCUAUAGGGGAAAAUUUGGGGGUUUGUCAUGA
Molecule: messenger RNA, 1677 nt
Organism: Naegleria lovaniensis
Lineage: Eukaryota; Heterolobosea; Eutetramitea; Acrasida; Naegleriidae
Exons: 4
Coding region: 1-1677 (558 amino acids)
Source: RefSeq, a predicted model, not a curated record